ACGGUCCCAUUCCUCUCGCCCUUCGCACCAUCUGAAUCUCAUUAUUAAUAGGAGCAACGCCGUCUCUUGAAGCUGCCUAGCUUAGCGGCUUCAAAGUUGGCUGCCCGCGCCUCACCCCAUCUCAAAGCCCUUUUGGGAGUAAGAGGAAACCAAAGCUCCAGCCUCCAACCAGCUCACCAGAGAGCAUCAACACGGUCGAUUGCUUACUGAACCCUCCACCGCUCCGAGUGAAGCGCCACGGUCCGCCAGGCCUGAAAGAUGACCCCUGAGCAUCGGCAGUGCUUUAUCUGGAUACUGAACCUUUGCCGCAACGGAUAGCUGGGAUUGACAUCGCCUCCUUGACAACUUGACCCCCGCUUCAACGCCCGCUGGGACAAUAUCCCUCCCUCCUGUUCGCUACAAAACUACUCGGUAGCACAUGGAGAGAAACACCCAUCAGCACAUCGUCACUGCUUCUGGAGUUUACCUACUAGGUCUUGCAGCUUAGCACUUGCUCCUUCGAGGUACGUACAUAAUCUUGGUUACGUUCUGCCAGCCGCGAGUUACUCGCCUCUCCGUCCUCCAGCAAGAUCCUGGCACGUUGAAGCUGUCUGGUCCAGUUGAUCUAAUCUCCAACCUCCCAGGUCAAGGCUCCAGAGAGGGCCGAACAUCUGAUUCGCCGAUUGGGUCAUCUGGCGGUAUCUUGGUAUCAGCUUCCGCCAUCACCGACCCCAGUUGCGACUCUGAGCAUAGAACCUCGAACAUCGACCCUCGCUCGACCUGAAUCAACUUUGACUCUCUGGUCACGGACCAUUCACUGUGUUCACUAUUACUAUUUCCUCUUUGCUUGUUCCACUUCACUCGCGUCACCCGUACCGAAAUCCCGUAAGCCUGGCACUGCAAACCCCCUCCAUCUUAUCUUGAUACCUUACCUUACCUCACCUUACCUUACCUCCGGAUCCCUCAGCUAUAUCUGUCUGGUCGCCCCCUCUUAACCCCUUCUCAUCCAGCCGCAUAUCUGUGCAGGAUACUCCGUGCAAGAGCGCGUCAGAUCACCCUUUGGAUCGACUCCCUAUCAUCGAGACCAUCACUGGCGCCAUCAUUGCACACUCGGGCAGAGAAAAGAAAGACGGACCCUACCUUUGCGUUACGCUACAUAACGCUACCGAGACCACCGCCGCGCCCCGCCGCCUCCUGUCCCACUUGGAAUUUCCCCUCCAUCGCGUGCUCCAGCGUCCGACUCUUACAAUAGUCCUUACCUAGCACCUCUGGCCCGGUAGCAUCGUCGCCGGUCUCUCACCUUGCAGACGAUACUCACUACUGGACCUUGACAUCUUACGGAUCCUCAAGGCAAGGUCGGCAGCAGCCUUUCCACCAAGGUUCUCCAUUGGAGAUACCGACGACGGAAUCCUGACUCGAGACGACGACGGACGCAGCUCGGCUUCAGCACCAGACACCGGGAUACCCCCCUCCAGUGUUCUUGCUGCUCACUCACUCACUCAAUCACCUCACCUAAGCAACGCUCAGCGUGCUAGGUAAUCAUUCCCAUUGCCGCUGUCCCUGUUGACCUGAGUUAUUCCCGAUCAGAGUGGAGCAGAUUGCAACAUUCAUCACACAUCCUCAUCAACCACAACAUUCGCUCACACGCUCUCAUCGUCCUUCACCUUUGCAAACCGCAUCUGACCGAGGCGCACCGCUUUUGCCGCCCGCACAGCAUCCUUGUCGCACCUCGCACCUCACACCUCACACCUCAUCCCUAACACCUUACAUCUCACACCUCACACAUUCCGCCUCACACACAUACACACACCUCCAUCACACACACACGAUUACUAUUAGCUUCUUGCCCGUUCUCACGUCGCACACCACUCGCUUCUCCAAGGCCGCCGCCAUUGCUGUCUUUCUGCCCACCUCAGGUACCGACCGUGUGGACUGGGCCUGGACUGCUGCGUGAUCCUCAGGGACCAAGACAUCGAACCAAGAAGACCUGGAGAGCUCGCGUUGUCGCCUCACCUCUCACCUCUCACCUCAGUUAAUUCUCUCUCAUAUCUGGCCUACACUAUCGCCAGGCCAUAAGCUACGCAUACUCGAUACAGCAUACCUACCCCGUGCGGCUUGGACCGGUUUCAAUCGCAGUGCUUACCAUCACUGGUCACCACUGGUCACCUGUUGACCUCAUCUCAUUGAGAGCACUCGACCUUAGUGACCUCAGUGACCUCCACUCAGUGAGUGAGUGAAAGUGAAGUGCCCCCCACCGUCUCCGGCCGGCGAAAGCAGCCCGCUCGCUGCCCUGCAACUGGGGCCCCUCGGCGAGUCCACAGCGCUCUCUGCCCACUGAAGCCGCAGCGCCCGCAGCUCCCGCGCUCUUCCCUCCUCCGCUAUCUGCGCCUGCGUCCUUCCCGCCUCUUCCACUUAGCCCCUCUUUUUUCCCUCCUCUUCCUCCUCGUCCUUGAAUCUCCCCCUCCACACUUCCUCCACCUCCCCUCCUCGUCCAGCCAAAAUGCCUUCGACCAACGGCUCCGAAUAUCGCCAUAUGCGAAGUAACAGUCUCAACAUCCAACAACAGAAUGGCCAUCCCAGUCCUAUCCUGAGCCCAAUGGCCUCCAACGCAUCUACCGCUUCCGCUGCCAGAUUCGAUGGCCCGCGCAGUCCACCGAAUACUUCCCACGUUCCCUGCAAAUUCUUCCGUCAAGGAGCCUGUCAAGCCGGCAAUGCUUGCCCCUUCAGUCACGAUUUAGGCUCGGCCGCCGAGAACAUCUGCAAGUACUUUGCAAAGGGCAACUGCAAAUUCGGUCCCAAAUGCGCAAACAUCCACGUUCUCCCCGACGGCCGGCGAAUUAACUAUGGCAAGAAUGGUGUCACGAUUGGCAAUUCUCCGAUAGCCCUCGGCGGACGAAUUAAUCCCACAGCAGCCUCCAACUACCACCCAACCAGUGCUCUCACCUCUGGCUUAUACCGCGAAGGCGUCCCUCCCUAUACAUCGGCAUACCCUUACGGCGGUGACGAGAGACAACAAUCACUGGGUCGCCAGCCUAGCCUCGAAAGCGGCCUGCCUACGAUCGAUACCACCUAUUCCCACCCCGGUUCCAACUACGGCUCGCCCCGCGAUGACGAUGCUUCUAGAUUCGGCCUCGGCUUGUCUCCUGUGAAUGCCAACGGACUGUCAGUACUGGACGCGCCACUCCCGGCAUCCUUUGACUCGCAGGGCAUGUCUAAUGCCGCCCGAUUCCCCGCUGCGCCGUGGCCUUCGUCCGUCCCUUCCAAAUUCGGCAUCGAGUCGCCCUCGCCCUCUCUGAGCAACGCCAAAGAUUCCCGAACUUCCGAAACUCUCAAGAUGCUCCACACCUCGGCAUUCGGUGGCAGUGAGUAUCUUGCUGCGGCAAACGUGACCGCUUCCAGCAGCCCCCCUGGUCAGCCCGAGGAAUACUUUGGCAAGCGAGCCAUGCAUUCGAGCCGAUACGCAAAGCCAAAGAUGCUCAGCUCGAGCAUGCCCAAGACAUCCGCCGUCGAUCACGAUUGGGAGGCCAAUUUCGGGUUCUUGGAGGAGGAUUGUGUGCCGUCCAACUUGCAGGAUCUCUUGACGCCGACUGAGAAGGCCCGUCGCGGAUCUUUGCGCACUGUUGACAGUGAGCCGGGCAGCGAGAACGGCACCAAGUUUGGCAGCCCCAUCGGCGGCGCGAGCCCGAGCAGGUGGGGCCCGCUAUUCCAGCGCCAGAAGGAAGAAGAGCUUGGCCACAAGCAUGGACCGUCGGUGUUUGGACAUGUUGGAAGCCCCCUCCGAAACUCGGUGCUCUCGAACGAGAUGGGUCACGGCAGUGCCAUGGCCCGGCCAAUCGGCUCCCGUGCCGGCAGCGAGACCAUGUCGGCACUCACACAACAGCUUCAGCGCACACGGCUGGGUGACGACGGAAGCAGCAGCCCCCACUUGCAUCCUUUGGCGGCAACGGGCCGAGCCCCGAGCAACAACGGUGCUGGGCCCAUUGGCAAGGAACGGGACCGCGCGAUGGAGCGUCACGUCUCCAGUGGCUCCAUCAGUUCCUCCGUGACGGGACGAUACACGACGCCCAUCGACGAGGAGGAUCCUGCCUUUGUGUUCAACAUGGAGGAGGAGGAAGAUCAGUCGUCGGCACGGCUCCGGAAGCGUGGCUCGGCCGGUUUUGGCAUCGGUGGUGGUGGAUGGAGCUACGCCAACGCUCUGUCCAACAAAGGUGCCACCUCCGGUUCCGGUUUGGCCAAGGAACAGCGAGAGCCAUCGGUCAGCGUUGAGACCGUUGGCGGGCGUUGAUUGCUAGCUAUGCUUCAUGGCGGGACGAAGGAAGUUUUCAAAACACCGGCAACUAGAGUAAGCAUAGCGACAGCCUUGCAAAGUGUCGCGUUUCCAGUGGCAUUUGUUUCAUAGCUCUCGACAUUUACACCCUGACGACACUCUACGACACACACACACACACAACAAAUACAUAUUUCAGCCACGAUUUUCACAGCAUGCAUGGGCAAAAGCCAAACGGAAAACGAAAAAUUCAACCGGUCUACAAAAUCAAUGGGACACGAGUAAGGGAUCGGAUCUACACGGUGGCUUGCUUAUACAACAGGAUAGGGAGUUUGUUGGAGUUUUUGUCGAUGCCGAGUCGCUUUUGGCUUUUGAGGAUUGAAUAUUGGAGGAUUAAUACUACCAAACUGGCUGAACAUAGGAUGAUGGCCUUGCAAACAUGGAGAAUCCACUGUCAAAGUUCUGGGACUGGUGGUUUCCUUCGCCUUGCGCGCUAGGUGAAGUGUAGCCUCUCAAUGCUUGGGUCAGGCAGGGGAAUGCUGGAUACGUCAAGCAGAGGAUGGCAUUAACUUGUGAUCCUUGGCUAGAGGAGGUAACAAAUGACCUAGGAAAAAAAAACUGGCUUUGGCUGGCACAAAAGUCACAGGUCGACUGGCUGCGUGACAUGGCACCGCAUUAGAGACGCCUGGAAGAGGAAAAGCAGAUACCACCGUCUAAUUUUCGUUCAUUAUAUAAAAGCUGAU
This is a messenger RNA of Colletotrichum scovillei, 4989 nucleotides long. RefSeq lists its product as uncharacterized. The transcript has 3 exons. The coding region runs from base 2480 to 4264 and encodes 594 amino acids. The record is from RefSeq and is a predicted model, not a curated record. Gene Ontology annotation, molecular function: metal ion binding; ubiquitin protein ligase activity. Gene Ontology annotation, biological process: protein polyubiquitination. Lineage: Eukaryota; Fungi; Ascomycota; Sordariomycetes; Glomerellales; Glomerellaceae.